AGUACAGAGCUCAUAUGUCGGGAAAUAAAGGAUUAAAUCAGCACGGAAGUCGCUGUAUGGAAUUAUUUGAAAUUUAAGUAAAAAUUGAUUGACUAACUAUUGAUUGGUACUACGCCUUAAUUACUUAAUAGUGUGUAUUCGUUUGAUCAAAUCCGUAGUGAAGUCUGGAAGGUAUAAUGUAAUAUUUCAUCAGGCGCUAUAUAAAAGUAUGUGUUUCUUUAAUAAAACAAUCCUUGAAGUUGUAUUUAAGCAUAUAUACACAAAUAUUGUAUGAAGGUUGAUUUUUAAAAUAUCACAGUCCUUCAGCAUGAAAGACACCAAUAUACAGUACGAAUAUAUCUACAAAUAAAACAGGCAGGCGCAGUGCUUAAGGCUGUGGACUUCAAACCCUGAGACCGAGACUGAGUCCCUGAGCAAUUCACUUCACCUGCCUGAGCUCCAAGUGGAAAAAACAAAAGCAAACAAUUGUAACCAGUUGUGUUUGCUGCUGUAAGUUGUUUUGUCGUUGUAUGUUCUAAGUCACCUUGGAUAAAGGCGUGACAAGUAAGAAAUAAAAAUAAUAUAAGCACCAUAAACGUAUGCGGUUUAAACGAACGGGCUAGAAUUAGGUGAAACUGUCGUUAAGCGUUCAUUGGUAAGUAACGAUUGAAUCAGCAUGGAAGGCGCUAUACAAAAACAUUUGAAAAAAUCAGUAAAAUAAUAGAUUAAUUAAUCAAUGGUAUUACCACUAAUAUUAUUUUGGCAGUGCUAAAAUCCACGUAAUCGAGUCCGGAUUGAAAUCUGGAAGGUAUAAUAUAAUAUUUCAUCAGGCACUAUAUAAAAGUGUACCUAUACCAGAAAACCGAUUGUUGUAUAUUGCUAUUAAAGUAUAUAAGUAUAGAUGAUAUAAUUCGUUAAAAUGAAACUCUUCCCAAAAAUGGGUGCUGUAAUUCAUAAAUGGUAGAGGCACCAUAUCGAAUUAUGGUUUUUUAUUGUAGGGUGUGAAAUUCAUUCAGCUGAGGUUGUCCCGGCGACUAAAGGGAUGCUCUCAUCCAUUUGAAAUCGGCUGUUGGUUUGAAUGAAAGGUUUACACGAGAUGGUCGAAGGUCUAGUGAACAGGGUGCAUAUUUGUAGCAAACACUUCAAAUGCUGCAGGUAAACGAACCCACCUAAGCGUCGGCGGAGUGGCAGAGUGACACUUUUCACUCCCGCUUAUCUUUGGACGAAUGGGAUUUCUUCUGAAAUUAGGCGGUGGGUGGGGUGUGAGCGAAACACGAAGUGUGAGGAUAACCUUUUGCUUCGGAGAGGCGCCUUGAGCCCAGACGCAGUUGUGCCCUUAAUUAAAGAUAACUUGCCGUGAUUUACAGUCUGAAGUGGCUCGAGAGGCUGCCAUGACGUGUUAGGUGGCACUACGUCUCCAAGGAUCCAGGUUUUAGAAAUCUGCUCUCAUCCACGGAUCCUCCUUUGCCGGACAGCGGGACUAUGGGAAGUAAAGCGCUGCCCGCUCCCAUCCCGCUGCACCCCCCUCUCCAGCUCACCAAUUACUCCUUCCUCCAGGCAGUUAACACCUUCCCAGCUGCUAUGGACCAUCUUCAGGGCUUGUAUGGGCUGAGUGCGGUGCAGACCAUGCACAUGAACCACUGGACGCUAGGCUACCCUAACAUGCAAGGACUCCGUUCUACAAUAACUGAGAUGGCAGCCGCACAAGGGCUAAUGGACGCCAGAUUCCCGUUCCCGGCGCUGCCACUGGCAGCACAUCUCUUUCACCCCAAGCCGGGCGUGGCACACGUUAUACCCGCCCUGCACAAAGAGCGCCCUCGGUUCGACUUUGCCAACCUUGCCAUCGCGGCCACCCAAGAGGACCCACCCAAGUCCGGGGACCUUGCUAAACUGACCGGAGCCAUCUCAGAAAUCAGCAAACUGUCCCCCGAUAGGAAGCCCACGAGGGGUAGGCUGCCAUCCAAAACUAAAAAGGAAUUUAUCUGCAAGUUCUGCGGCAGACAUUUUACCAAAUCCUAUAAUCUGCUCAUUCACGAACGGACUCAUACGGACGAGCGGCCGUACACCUGCGACAUCUGCCACAAGGCUUUUAGGAGACAAGACCACCUCAGGGACCACAGAUAUAUCCACUCUAAAGAGAAACCUUUCAAAUGUCAGGAAUGCGGGAAGGGAUUUUGUCAAUCGAGGACAUUAGCGGUGCACAAAACCUUACACAUGCAGGAAUCUCCUCACAAAUGUCCCACAUGUGGAAGAACCUUUAAUCAAAGAAGUAACCUGAAAACUCACCUUCUCACCCAUACAGACAUCAAGCCCUACAGCUGCGAGCGAUGCGGGAAGGUGUUCCGGCGCAACUGCGACCUGCGGCGGCACAGCCUGACACACAGCCCCCUCCAGGAGUACUAAACCUGCACACGGGAGGGCAAAAGCUCACAAAUGGGAGAACUAAGCGUGAAGCACAAGGGACUAACCCUCCAUCCUUUGCUGCCUUCUACAGACUCUGGCACCGUGCAGAAACUGAAGUAGUUCUGGAGACAUACGGUGCCGUGGCGUGCUCUUCCUACAUUCGGCUCGCUUUUUCAGAGCUGCUGUACAUAUAUGUAAAUACAUAUACUUUUUUGUUUUUAUAUGUUUUUUAUACAAAUUGUAAAAGUUUUCCAUGUCGAAAAUAUGUUUAAAUGUAUUUUAGAAAUAAAAGAAAGUACUAUUCUCA
Polypterus senegalus (gray bichir) is the source of this 2689-nucleotide messenger RNA. It is a transcript of the gene osr2, whose product is annotated as odd-skipped related transciption factor 2. The transcript is spliced from 4 exons. Gene Ontology annotation, cellular component: nucleus. Lineage: Eukaryota; Metazoa; Chordata; Cladistia; Polypteriformes; Polypteridae. Bases 1462 to 2382 code for a protein of 306 amino acids. Gene Ontology annotation, biological process: embryo development; urogenital system development; regulation of transcription by RNA polymerase II. The record is from RefSeq and is a predicted model, not a curated record. Gene Ontology annotation, molecular function: DNA-binding transcription factor activity, RNA polymerase II-specific; RNA polymerase II transcription regulatory region sequence-specific DNA binding.